Linum trigynum is the source of this 1969-nucleotide messenger RNA. The record is from the annotation of a GenBank genome assembly. NCBI's taxonomy places the organism in Eukaryota, Viridiplantae, Streptophyta, Magnoliopsida, Malpighiales, Linaceae.
GACAUCAACCACGACCUACGCCCACCCUUACCCUAUCAGUUCAGCACGAUAGCCGGAUUAAUUUUCGCACCAUCUGUCCUCACCUGAUUCAAAAACCAGAGGAGCUGCUGGCAAAAAAACUAAAAGUUCUGUGACAGCACAAUCUGAAGGAAAUGGUACAUUCCCAUUCAGUUCGGAUGAAACUUUACAGGCCCUUUAGUGGAAGGCCAACAAAAUCCAGAACACGGUAGUUUUCAGAACCAUGACGCUUUGGGCGCCUUUACACUAAAGCUUUCUUCUUUUAUAAUAUUGCCAUUCAACGAUCGAAGCUCUCUUCUCACUUUCCAGGUCUCCACUGUGGAAACAAGCUGUACCACUCACAUACAGCAGCUUUCUUCUUUUAUAAUGGUCGCCACUCUUUUUUAAGUGGAGCCACUCACAAAUCUUGAUGCUUGCCAACUUGAUUAAUACUAAAUAAAUCAUCAUGGCAACGUAGAGGGGAUCUCUCUAGGAAAUCAGAUAUACUGUUCCUAUUUCUAGCCAAAUUAAUUUUUACAAUAUUUGUUGUCAUUAGUUGAAGCCCUCUGUGUAUCGGUUUUUCUGCGGUUUGAGACGAUGGAAAUCCUAUGAUCCUGAAGCAUGAUCGUGUUAGGGGCCAGCAACCGUGUGUACCGGGGUCAAAAUACAGAAGCUGUUUCAGAAGUUCCAGUUAAUAUAACAAGGGUAGUUUCAAGUUCCACAUCUUGAAUCUCCAUUCUACAUACCACAUCAAGAAAAACAAGGACUACAUUGGCAGCAACAGCGGUAGCGUUUGUACUAGGAUCCCUAGCUGUUGCCAGUUGCCACUACUACUUCUGUGUGUCCAAUUCCUCUGACAUGAGAACAAAGUUCCACUAAAUUCAUGAACUCUAGGCUGAUAAUACUCAGCUGAAAAGGGAGCAAUGCUUGCCUGUAUAGAUGAGAAUAUCUUUUUCAAGUCUCUUGCGAAGGCCUUGGUGUCGACAUCUUUGUUUGUAGCACCCAUUUCAAUAAGUGCAGAUGCCAUUGAGCCGUAUUCUUCAGCUGCAAUUGAGAGCUCUGGGGAUACCUCACGGGGAAAACCUGCAUAGGCCCUCGCAGAGUUGCUCCCUCAUCUUGUCCCGCGUGGGGUCAUUGCAUUUGGGAACCGGGAGAUGGAUAGUGGGAGGGAUAGUUUUGGGUUUAGGAAAGCGGUUUGUUUUCGCUGAAGCAGUACUGGUGGUUUUGGGUUUAGGAAAGUGGGUUGGCUUUUUUGAAGCAACGGCAUUGUUACUGGGAAUCUUUCUGUCUGGCGUGUGUGGCUUCAUAGGCGGGGGCUGCAAUGUGAAGCUUGUCCGAGUCAGAAGGUAUGGUGACUUUCUUAUGAUGUGCAGCAGAGGAAUUGGAGGUGUUGGUUCUCUCAAGGAACAUGGCUUUCCAUGUUUGGAAGAUGUUGGCGGUGAGGUGCUUUUGUUCUUGCUGGCUUGUUUCGUAAGUGGUCGAAGAUGCUUCCUUACCUGAGGCAAAAUGAUGUUUGUUAAGAGUUCUGCGCAAUACUUGAUGAAUGUUUGUAGUUAACAGAUCCAAGAAAGUAUUCAUGUAUGGUGGACAGUAAGGGAGUCAGCAGUGGUCAGUGGAGAAAGCAAGAAGUAUUUCUGCUGUUUCAGAGGUAACUGAUCUUUCCUGAGGUAUUACGAGUGCCACUUGAGAGUCUGCUGAUCGAUCCUCUUUUGUCAACAAACUCAGUGCACUCACUUCAUUAUUUACAGGCUGAUCUACUAGAUGGCAGGGAUCCAGCUGCACGAGCAUUUGUGAAGGAACCAAUGUCGGGCUACAUUUGCAAAUUUAUAAACUUCAAUAGAUCCUGCAAACAGAAGCCUCAGUUGGAAAACACAACAAACCUGAAUUGUGAGCUUGUGCAGGUUGGGAGAACUCAUGAUCAAACAAACAAAAACACGCUCCAUCCUGGAGAUAUUAAAGAUGAGCCUAGUUA